AUGGCGUCUACAACGUUCUCUUUUGAGGUGUUCGGUCCUGUGGUCGUCCGAGAAAAUCUCGGUUCCAACAACGAGUUUGAUGAUGUUGUGGGAGGAACAAAUGGAAGCAAGCACAAUCAUUCUAGAGAAGAGUACUGGAGAGACUCUUCUUUCAUGGAGACUCUCAACUCUGAUUUUGGACUCUAUCAAGACAACUUGUUGGAGUCGGACCUCGUCUUCGCGAAAUUCCAACAGCAGGACAAGCAGGAGGAGUAUCCGCUUCCCGCUGAUGAUCUGCUCGAUGACUUGAACUUCGAAGCCGGCUCUCCCACACUCCAAACGUGCUUGAAGGAGAUUGCGAACCUUGGGUCGGAGCUGAGUGGAGUCCAGCACGGUAAAGACAAGAAGGAAAAGCAGCAUCCCUUUUGGCUGGCCUCCCUCGAGCUCCUCAAGAGCUACGAACACAGGUGGAAGAAGCUUGAUGGGGACAAGUUCAUCAAACCGAGCAGCAAUACCACUUUGAACAGACUCGCAGAUCCAAGCUUGUCGACCGAAGAGAUUAUCAGGUUAGCUGGAGUUAAAUUCAUCCAGACCACCUCCUCAGUGGGCGAUCUGCCCUCAACUUUCAUCCACCCGUAUGGGUCAUCUUUCUCUGGUCUCUCCGAUCAGGACAUGAAGGACGCACAGCUAGUAGAACUGCUUCUGUUCGCAGCAGAGAAAGUGCACUAUCAGGAGUUCCAUCGGGCGAGCAAGUUGCUGAACCAGUGCAACUGCUUGUGCUCGAACAAGGGCAAUCCAAUCCAAAGGGUAGUUUUCUACUUUGCUGAGGCGCUGCGUGAAAGGAUUGAUCGAGGAAGUGGAAGAAUCGCAGUAAACGCCUGCGGAAAGAGACAGAAACCUGAUCCCCACGCACAAAUGACGAACCCGACGCGGAGCAAGAUCGCGUGUCAUCAAGAGCUCCCGUUCGUGCAGGUGGCGCAAUUCGCAGGAGUGCAGGCGAUUGUGGAAAGUGUGGACGAUGCAAAGAAGGUUCAUGUGAUCGAUCUCAACAUAGGCUCCGGGGCCCAGUGGACGAUCCUAAUGCAAGCGCUCGUAUUGUGCUAUGAUUGCCAGAUUGAACUUCUGAAGAUAACUGCUGUAGGAACCUCUUCGAAGAAUCGGAUUGACGAGACCGGUAAGAGGUUGAUAAAUUUUGCUCAGAGCAUGAGUUUGCCCUUCACUUUCAAGUCUGUUGUGGUAGGAGAUGUGCUGGAUCUCAAACAUGAACUAUUCGAGAUUGACACCGAGGAAGCGGUGUUUGUCUACUCUCAGUACUUCUUACGGACCUUGAUACCGCAGCCUAACCGUCUUGAAUCAUUGAUGAAAGUAAUCAGAAAGACCAAUCCGCGUGUAAUGGUGGUUGCCGAAGUCGAGGCAAACCUCAAUUCACCGAACUUCGUGCACCGUUUUAUCGAAUCACUCUUCUACUACGGUGCGUGCUUCGACUGCCUCGAAGCUUCCAUGAGUCGGGAAGAUUUCAAUAGGAGGAUCAUCGAAUCGAUUUACUUUGGCGACGCGGUUAAGAAUAUUCUAGCCAGCGAAGGUGAGGAACGGACGGUCCGACAUGUGAAGAUCGACGUUUGGAGGGCCUAUUUUGGCCGGUUUGGCAUGAUUGAGGCGGAACUGAGCAGUUCAUCUUUGUACCAUGCGAACUUGGUCAUGGAAAAGUUCGGCUGCGGGAGGUUUUGUACAUUCGAUAUGAACGGCAAAUGUCUUAUUGUCGGGUGGAAGGGCACGCCAGUGCAGUCUCUUUCUGUCUUGAAGUUCACCUGA
Molecule: messenger RNA, 1791 nt
Organism: Rhodamnia argentea
Lineage: Eukaryota; Viridiplantae; Streptophyta; Magnoliopsida; Myrtales; Myrtaceae
Product: DELLA protein GAI-like
Exons: 1
Coding region: 1-1791 (596 amino acids)
Biological process (GO): regulation of DNA-templated transcription
Cellular component (GO): nucleus
Molecular function (GO): sequence-specific DNA binding; DNA-binding transcription factor activity
Source: RefSeq, a predicted model, not a curated record